Nannochloropsis gaditana CCMP526 is the source of this 7158-nucleotide messenger RNA. Its product is annotated as kinesin-related protein klpa-like protein. Gene Ontology annotation, molecular function: microtubule motor activity; ATP binding; microtubule binding. Gene Ontology annotation, biological process: microtubule-based movement. The coding region runs from base 1 to 7158 and encodes 2385 amino acids. The transcript has a single exon. The record is from RefSeq and is a predicted model, not a curated record.
AUGCUCACUAUCAUCGCGCCCUCCUUCACCCACGAAUAUUUCAUACAGGAAUCCCAGCACAAUUCCUCCUUUUAUCAACCUGGGAAGGGGAACAUCUUAAGCUUCUUCGCCCAGGGUACUUUGACUCCCCCCCCCUCGAACACUUUCUCUUUUUUGUUCAGCAGCACGAAGAAGAGCGUGGCCGAUAAUUCCGUCUUCAAAGCCAACCUUUUCACCAGCCCCGCCUCCUCUGUGAAAAGCAUCAAUCUGGACUCUUUGCCCACCCCAAUUCCCUCCCGCAAGAGCCUCGCCGCCUAUCUGGAGGAGCAAACCCCCGACAAAGGACCACCCGAAUCGCUUCUCUCACCGGCAGGCACGCCCUCUGCCCCCCCAGCCCCAGCCGGAACUACGGAUACAGAGCCACGGGCCACGUCAAGGCGCCCCGCCUUGUCGCCGUCGUUCGUUUUCGCCGCAGCAGAGGAGGCGGCCGAGCCACGCGGGUACCGACAGGCGGGAUCCGAUGCACCAGGAAGCGAGGAAAAGAGCCGACCCAAGCCCCCGAGUCAAGAGCGAUUUGAGCAGUCGGAGCUGCACCGACGCCUUUCCAAGGGACAGCGUGAAAGGAAGGAACGGCUUGAGAUGUUCAAAUCAAGGAAGCAGGAAGACACCGGCCGCCGUGCUUCCACAGGCGGAGUGCUCGAUGCAAGCAUGAAUACCAGUCUUAAUUCAAGUAUUCUUGGGAGCACGCACAAUACCACCCUCUUCUCCAAAGCGGCCGCUCGUCGCCGCUCCUUGCAAUUGGAGGAACAACAGAAAAAAGAGCGCGAAGAACGUCGCAAAAAUAAUCAGCAGCAGCGACGAAAAAAGCCCGACAAUAAACGGCUGUGCAACUCUGCCCGUCGCCCUCUUCGUCCGCUUUCCCUCGGAAGCUCAAAUCGACGUGCCUCCUUGGCGGAUGCUUCUGGUGUGGGACGGCCUGGGAAAGAUGCCACGCGUCGGAUCAGCACUGGCAGCACCAAAGAAAAUUUCUCCUCGGCUGCCAACGUUUCCGGCGUUGGCCCUGUGGGGAAAGGGCCCAACGCACUCAAGUCCAAGAAGCCUGCGGUCACGAGCAACUCUCUUUUCACGCUCAACUUCUCCCCUCCCCCGCGUCGGGUGGAAGACCGGCAGGUGUACAAUUAUCAAGAGGAAUCAUCGAAGCGGACCUUCAUGAAAGCCGGGGGAAGGCGAAGCUCGAUGUUUUCGUUGGAAUUCUCUCCACCGGGCAAGCCCGGCCUGACAGGAAGGAGAAAGAAGCGUCCGUCUUUGGAAAUAGAAGACGAAGAGGACGACGACGACACAGAAGAAGAAGAACGAGAAGAAGAAGAAGAACAAGAAGCGGGUGUAUCAGAGGAAAAGCACGUCUCUCCACGCCUUGAUGGCUGGCACAGAGAGGGGGCUAAGGAGACCGGGCGCGAGCCAACGCCACCGGAGACUAGAAUCACGGGAGCCGUGGUGGAUUUUAGCGCAUCCGUGCAAAAAGACAUUGACCUGGAGGAAGGGCGCGGUAGCUUGGACGCGGAUCAACUGUCAUCGAAAGCUUCACCCUCGACGCCUCAGGGGCCCGAGAAACAAGGGGAUCCGGCGCAGGAGGAACAGGAGCAGGACCAAGAGAAGCAGAAGGGAGGCGAGGAUGAUCUGGAUGGCCCACGUGCCCAAGAUGACUCGUUUGUGGUGGAGAUCGAGGGGCUUCAUGGGACAGAAGGGGAAGCGGCGGCCGCAGAACCUUCGGUCGGUUCGUCGUCCCCAAGCCAUGUGGAGCAACCCGCACACAUCUGCGAGCCGAUAGCGGACAAGAAAGAAGGCGGGAACAGCGCAAUGGCGGACGUGACGGCAGCCUUGAAUGUAGCCAGCAUCUCCUCUCCUUCCAUUGCCGCCACUUCGCCCCCUACCGCUGCGCCUUCGGCCUCUGCCCGCAGCCCUACGGAUGGGUCUAAGCAGACGACGGCCCUAUCGUCUCCGCUCUUGUCUACUGCUACGGCGAACAUGCAAACGCCGCAACCGCCGCAAAAUGACCUUCCCACCCCUGGUUUCUCUAUGGGGAGUGCUGGCAAGCCCAGGAACAAUGUAAGCAGCAGCAGCAGGAGCACUAGCAAGGCUCACGCGGAGGGACGACCCAUCAUGGAGCUUCCACCUCUGCCCAGCACACCCUCUUCGGCUGUCAAGGCCCCGCUUGCUGCCCCGACCUCUGCAGCCUCCUCUGUCUCUUCCCCGUCAGCCUUCGAAACCUCUCAGCAUCGCACGCCCAUUUUCGGGCCCCUACCCCCCAUGUCCGCCUCCCGCUCCCGACCUUCGGCUUCCUCUGCCUCAGCUGGCAGAACCAAUCUGCUUGAGAGUCAGAACAAGAACAAGGGCUCUUCCUGCACCAAAGAAAACACUUCCAGCAGCAAGGCCUCGCAAAGAAGCCCCUCUCCGAUUUCGCCGACCCGGGCGCAAUUGAUGGCUACCCUGGAUGAUUUGAUAGCUGUCGAGCACGAGAAACGCGCCUUGGCAGACAAACUUUUGGAAGUGGACCAAAGAGCCACUUCUCUUCAGACAGCCCUGGGGAAAGAGACGGCGGAGGUGCAAAAAGCGCGUGCAGCGGUGGCGGCUGCACAAGCUGUGUGUACGGAGAAGGAGACAAUGAUUGCCGAGCUUCGUUUGCGCGUGGAGGAAACCAAGACGAAGCUUACGGCCCUGGAAGACCUCCCUGAGAAGGUAGCAGAAGCAAGCUACGCCUUGGCCACAGCUCAAGCUCAAUGCGCGGAAAAGGAAGCGGCGAAGGCAGCCUUGCAGGCGCGCCUGGAGAGUACUCAGGCCCAGGUCGCAGCUUUAGAGGACUUCGCACGGAAAGCCCAAGAGUCCGCGGCAGGUUUGGCCGCCGCUCAGGCGGUUUGUUCCGAGAAAGAACGAGUCGUGGACGCGCUUCAGGGACAGCUGCAAGACGCCAAGGCGCACAUUGCCAGCCUCGAAACGAUUCCUGAGAAAAUGGCGGAAAGUCAGCAAGCCUUGUUCACUACUCAGGCACUCUGUCGCGAAAAAGAAAUGUUGGUCGGACACCUGCGGGAGCAGCUUCAGGAGCAUCGCACGCGCCUGGAGGUCCUGGAGAAAGACUUGCCCGCGGAGCUGGUGCAAAGUCAGACGGCCUUGGCGACCGCGCAGGCCAUGUGUGGGGAGAAGGAUCGGCAUGUCGCAGAGCUCAAGGAGCGUCUCGCCACCAAGGAGGCGACCUUGGCAGAGCUCGAGUCGAUGCCUACGCUUCUACAGCAAGCGAAAUGGGAGCUUGAAGUGGUCCUGAGGAAAAGCGAGGAGAAAGAUCGGGCCUUGUCGGAAGUGCAAGAGCAGCUGAAGUCGUUGGAAGCCAGUUUGGCCGCUGCCGUCCAGAAAGAGGCCGUGAUUGAACGAGAGAAGGAAUCGCUCCUACAGCAAUCGCGGGCGUCUCCAACCGAGGGAAAAGAGAUUGUGAAAGUCGAGGUUCCAGUCCCUUGCCCUGAGACUUUGCAAGCCUUGGAGGCGGCAAAAGCUGCUUGCUGUGAGAAGGAAGAGGCGGUCGAGGAACUAGAGGAAAGGUUGGCCCAGGCACAAGCGCGCUUGGCACAUUUGGAAAAGCUUCCGCAAGAGAUUGAGAGGACCCGAGAGGCUUUGGCCACGUCCGAGGCACGCUGCGCCCAGGCAGGCCAAUUGAUGGAUACGCUCCAAGAGCAGCUGGAGGAAGCCGUGGCUCGCGUGACCGGCUUGGAAGAAGAGAAGACGUCCCUCCUUGCCGAGCAAGCAAAGCUGCAGGGCCAAGUCGACCAGGUCCAGGCCCAGGCAGAGCAAGUCAUGAAGGAAGCUGCUGCUUCUGCUGGUGCCAGUGACGCUUCUGGGCAGCCGUCGCCAGCCCAAGUGAUGCUGUUGGAGAAGCUGCUUGUGGACCGGCAGGCCAAGGCGGACACAGACCGCGCGCGUUUGGAAGAAGAAGUGGAGGCCCAACGGGUUGAGCGCCGGGCCUUAGAGGAGGCCUUGAACAUGUUCUUCCUGGCGGGAGGAAUGCGAGGACUGGCGUCCAAGGAAAUGGCCGCCUCUAAUGCGCGGAGGGAGGAGAUGAUGGAGGCGCGGGCGGAGGCCUUGCGGGUGUUGGUAGAAGAAAGACGAUCAGCAAUGGGCAAAAUCCGAGAUCUUCAGGAAGAAGCAAAAUAUGCCUUGCAGAUGAAAGACAGGGCCAUGGCAUCGAUUCAAGCGGAACUGGAGGAGAAAGAGGGCCACAUGGUGGCACUUAAACAACAGCUGGUAGAGGAGCAGGAGGCGAUCGCGACCCUUAACGCCAAAUUGACGCAUAAAGAAGAAGAAAUCCAAAAAUGGAAGAAACACACGGAAAGGACUGGGCACCAGGAGGAGGAAGUACAGGCCUUGAUGGCCCGGGUGGAGAAAGAGGAAGCCGAGGUCUGUCAACUGGAUGGGCUGAUCCAAGAGAAGGAAAACGAUAUCGUCAAUCUCCAGCGAGCACUGCGCGAGAAGGAAAACGAACAACGAACCUUAAAAGCAAAGGUCGAGGAACGAGAGAAAGAGUUGGAGGCGAUGCGACAAAAAUGGGAGGCGGCUGAGCGGGAGGGACGGAAUCAGCGACGGGUGCGGGAGGAGGUCGAACGGCAAGUGGAACAGUUGACUGAAAGCCUGACUGGCAAGGAGAAAGAAUGUGACAGCCUCCGCGGUCGGUUGGCUGCUCAGGCUGAGGAUCGGGCGGCGUUGGAAUCCUUGCAGGAUGCUCAGGUCCAGGUGAAAGCCCUGACGGCGACUCUGGAGAAAAAGAACGCAGAUAUGAGCGCCUUGAAAGAGCGGGUCUUGGCAGCAGAGGAAGCAGGAGCUCUGGCCAGGGAAGAAGUUGCUGGGCAGGUGGAGGGCUUAGAGUCAACGUUGCAGGAGAAGGAGCACGAGCUGAAUGGGCUGAUGGAUCGACUGAUGGCCGCACAGGAAUACAGGGAGGAAAUGCAGGGAAAACUGGCAAGGCUGACGGAGGAGAAGGACAAGGCCGAGGCCGCCGCGGCAAAACUGAAAGAGGAGGAUCGAACCAAGAACGAGGAUAUGCAAAGGCUCCUCAUGGACAAAGAAGAGGUCAAGGCGAAGCUCCAGCGUCUCGAAGAGGAGCAACAGACGGCUGCAGCAGCCGUCCGGCAAGUGGAGGCAGAGAAAGAAGCCGUCCUUGCGGAAGCUCAUUCGGCCCAACAGUACGUGCUUGAACUUGAGAAGAAAUGCAGCGGAUUGCACCAGGAGAUCGAGAAGGAAGCCCAGGAAAAAAGUCGUUUGCUAUCGGGGAACGAAUCCCUCAGCGCGCAGGUACAGGAAAAGGAAAAAGAACUUGAGGCGUUGGCCCGCAAAUUGGUGUUGGCGAAGGACUUGGCUGCUUCUUUGGAGGAAGAGCUCAAUGGAAAAGCGAAAGUCUUGAGUCGAGAGCUGGUCCCAGAAAGCGGCCAAAGUCAAUCCUUCUGUCGCCCUCAGACGCGCAGUGCCACAGCGGCUGCAAAAGUAGUGGCUGCGUCUACAGACCCGCCAUAUCCUGCAAGCAAUAAAUUUGGCGACGGCCGCAAAGACCUGGAUGCCCAGGUGGCGGAGCAGCGUCGGCGCAUGUCUUCCAUGGUUGAAGAACAGCGGCACACUAUCGAGGGGCAUGCCGCGGAGCUUGCACGAGAAAAAGAGCUACGCGAGGCGAUGGAGCUGCAUAUGCUCGACGCUCGCGAUGCGGCACGAGCCUUGGAAGCAGAUAAAAUCCGUUUGAAGGAGGAGAUGGAAGAAUACAAGAAUAGGGUCAUGCGUUUGGAGAAGGAAAAAAUGGACAUGUCGCACUCGCUGGGACGGAUGGAGGAAGAUUGCGAACGGGCAGACAUGGUGCGAAAAACGCUGCACAAUCAGUUGGUUGAAUUAAAGGGGAACAUUCAGGUGUUUGUGCGGGUGCGGCCUCCCUUAUCGGAGUCGGGCGAAAUGAGGGUCAAGUCUCUGCCUUUUAAAUUCGUCGAUUCCGGUGUAGGCGUCGGUACCGCCGGGGAACGCUACUGCCGCGCUUUGGAGGUCCCAGUGGCAAGGAUGCACGAAGAUGACGGAUUCGAAAUGGGGAUGGCAGAGAAGAAACGUUUUUGCUACGAUCAGGUCUUUACGCCACGGACGAGUCAAGAGGCUGUGUUUGCGGAAGUCCUACCGCUUGUCCAAAGCGCCUUGGACGGUUACAAAGUCUGCGUCUUUGCCUACGGCCAAACGGGAUCCGGGAAGACCUACACGAUGCUGGGGCCCAAUGGCGGCCGCCUGAACGCGAGCAGCGGCCACCGUCGCCCAAGUAUAUCCUCCGCCAUGUUGCCCGCGGAGCGAGGGAUCGUCUACAGAAGCGUCGAGCAUGUCUUCGGGGCCGUGGCUGCGCUCAGAAAGCAUGGAUGGCGUUUCGGGUUGUCGGUAGAGAUGGUGGAAAUUUACAACGAGAAUUUGCGAGAUUUGCUCGCCCCAGACGUGGACGAAGGUGGCGGUGGCUAUUGCUUUGAAAGCUCUGGAGAUGGAAACGGCAAAGGCGCCUUUGCGGCCAGCGCCGACCGCGACUGGCUCGGGGGAAGCCAGGCCACGGGUAAAGGGAAGAAGAGAGCGAGCAAACGCCUGCAAGUCAAGCACUGUUUCAGCGCCUCCGCCUCGAACGACGCCAUCCCUGGACUCACGUCGCUCCCCGUGCAUUCAGCCUCGGAGGUGGCCGUGUUGGUGUCGGAGGCUCUGGGUCGGCGUUGCGUGAAGCGAACGCGCAGCAACGCCGACUCUUCCCGUUCCCACGUCGUUUUCACUCUGAAAAUUGAGGCAGAGUCCUCCCGAGGGAUCGUGCGACAUGGUUGCUUACACAUGAUCGACCUGGCGGGGUCGGAGAGAAUGAAGAAGGCGGACAGUGCGGCCCAUCCCGAGCUCUUGCGGGAAGCUCAGAGCAUCAACAAGUCGUUGAGCGCACUUGGGAACGUGAUGACGGCACUGCACAAAAAAGAGAAGCACGUACCAUUCCGGGAAUCCGCCCUGACGAGUCUGUUGCGACACUCUCUGGGCGGGGACUGCAAGGCUUUGAUGGUCUGUAACCUGUCUCCCUCGGCGUCUUCCUUGCCGGAGAGUCUUCUCUCCCUCCGUUUUGCUCAGAAGGUGAAUGCCGUAGUGACCCACAGAAAAUAG